Messenger RNA from Glarea lozoyensis ATCC 20868, 588 nucleotides. RefSeq lists its product as uncharacterized. The record is from RefSeq and is a predicted model, not a curated record. The transcript has 4 exons. The coding region runs from base 1 to 588 and encodes 195 amino acids. NCBI's taxonomy places the organism in Eukaryota, Fungi, Ascomycota, Leotiomycetes, Helotiales, Helotiaceae.
AUGUCGUCAGGUGUCCCAUCGCAAACCGCUCAGGCGCAAAAGUCUCAAGAUACAAGUGCACCAGACUUCAAAGAGCUUGGUAUCGAGAAUACGAAUAUCAAGACUGAUUCUGGUGUCGACUUGUCCGGAAACCAGAAGGUGCUUGUAGGAAGCGUUUUAGAUCUUUUCGCCGGUAGACCUUCAUUAAAGAAACUUCAGCUUUGGAAGGACGACGCCACAUUCGCCGACCCAAUUACCAAAGCCGAGGGGCGAAAACAAUACGAAGCCCAGUGGUACGGACUACAAACAGCAUUCUCCGAAAUCGAGCGUCUUUCAUAUAACGUCGUGUCCGGCGGAAACCCAAUCACCAUGAACCUCAGCACCAGAUAUGUCGUUAAGGGUAUCAAUACCGAGCAGACGAUCGAUAGUGUGGUGAAGAUCCAUACUGAUGCGGAGGGCAAGCAUAUUACGAUGGUUGAGGAUAAGUGGAAUGGCAGUAUUCCAGAGGGACCGUUUACUAAGGUUUUCCGAAACCUCAACUCUGUUGUUGUACCUGCAUUCGUUAGCGUUCCAAAGAAUGAGGAGGAGGACCGUAAGAAGGGUAACUGA